AUGGAGAUGGGCUUUUCUUGUAUUAUGUUGCUUUUGUUUAUUUUUGCUUGGCAAUGGCUCAAACUCAAAGUUUAUGCUUUUGCAGUGGAUUCUGUAUUUGAUACAGAGGCUCAAAAUGGGCUCUUAGAUAAUUCAGCAGAUGUUGAGCUUAGAUUAAAUCAUGAUGGUGCAAUUCUAGCAACUUGUGUUGUCGAGGAGGCUUCUAGUCUUGAGCAAAUUGAGCAAGUGGGUCAAAAUUCUUCAAGAGUGGAACAAAAUGCAGUUGAAGGAGACGAACCAUAUCUGGGCCAGGAAUUCGACUCAGAAGCAGCUGCACAUGCAUUUUAUAAUGCAUAUGCACUGAGAAUAGGUUUCAGAACACGUGUGAACGAUCUAUCUCGUUCUAGGGUCGAUGGCUCCAUCAUUGCUCGAACGCUAGUAUGUAACAAAGAGGGUUACCGAGUGGCUGAUAAGCGUGAGAGAAUGAGUGUGAGACCUCGACCCCCCACUAGGGUUGGUUGCAAGGCAAUGAUUUCAGUUAAGAAACUGAGUAUUGGAAAGUGGGUAGUUGCAAAGUUUGUCAAGGAGCAUACCCAUACACUGUCUCCAGGGAAGGGUAAAAAAGGAUCGAAUGAUCAAUCUACUACGGAUGAACAGAUGAAAAUCAAAGAACUAACUCAACAACUGCUGGUUGAGAGAAAGCGGUCUGCUUCAUAUAGAAAAAUCAUAGACCUCCUAUUCAAUCACAUUGAAGAGCACACUCAAAACCUGUCGCAAAAGAUCCAGCGCAUAACUGAUAAUCUCCAAGAAAUUGUAUCAUCCGAGGGAAAGGGAAAAGACCGUCGAAAUGUCUCCUAG
This is a messenger RNA of Prunus persica (peach), 837 nucleotides long. Its product is annotated as protein FAR-RED IMPAIRED RESPONSE 1. Lineage: Eukaryota; Viridiplantae; Streptophyta; Magnoliopsida; Rosales; Rosaceae. The record is from RefSeq and is a predicted model, not a curated record. The coding region runs from base 1 to 837 and encodes 278 amino acids. The transcript has 2 exons.